AUGGCUGGGAUCGAGUCGCUGAAGGAUGUGGCAUUGCGCCCAUGGCCAGCGAAUAAGACAGACGAAUUUGGCAAAGAUGUCAUAUUACCACAAAUCGAGCAGCUCGCGCGAGAGCGCGGCCACUUGCGCAACAUCACAGAGCAGUCGCUGCAGGCUGACAUUGAGGCCGGCAAAGAUGUCCUCGAUAACGCGAAAGAGGACUCGGAGACCGAGGACGAUGAGAAGGAGCCCCGCACCCUGGAUGAGAGGAAGAAGGAGAUAGCUGAGAUGCAGAUGGAGAUGGCGAGCCACCUAGACUGGGCCAGGUUUGCAGCCACCAAUGCGCUCGAUCUCAUUUCACUCGUACUUUCCACCGACCCCAACAAGCGUGCGCCCACGUCCUUCAGCCAUACGUUCCGCGAGGCUGGUCUGAACCAAGGGCUGCCAUUCGGAUCUGUGGGUGUUGCUAGGGAGAACCAUGAAUAUGACGAGCUGAAACCCCCGGAAAGGUCUCGGAGAGAAGAAUAUCAAAAGAGACAAGAGCUUGUAGCCAAGGCUGCCAGGAUGGAAGCGCUCGAUAAUGCGACGGACGAGAUCCUGAAGGCGGCAAAGAACCUAGAGAAGGAAGUUCGCAGAGAGACAAAAUACUGGCAGGAGAUCGUGUCCAUCUCGAAUAAGGGCUGGCCAAUUCACCGCAUGGGCAAUGCCCGCCAUGCGCCGUUCGGUGUGCGUUUUGGGGCCCCCGAAGCAAGCGGGCAGUUCAAAACUCGCGGCUCAGCUCCUCUACGUAUGGACAAAGACGGCAGCAUUAUCCUCGAUCCGAAUCUUGCUUUGAAACCGAAGACUCUGCGUGUGAGGAUCAGCGAGGGUGGGAAGAUCACCGGGUCAUCCCAGCUUCCCGUAGAGAGCUUGGUAGAAGGUCUUGCGGUGGAGAAAUCGGUACGGCUUGCAAGAGAUUCGCUGCUCGAAGAGGAACUGUACCACGAGAUGAGCUUGGAGACACGGCAGCUGCUACCAUACGGUGUUCGCCUGCGAGACAACGUCAUAUCCGUGGAUGCGCCAGGGGCGAACACCUCAGUCUCACGACAACUCCUCAUCGAUUGUAUACCUCGGGACGACAGAGCUGCUGAUGGGCAGGGGCAUGCAAAUGACUGGCUUGCACACAACAUUGCAGAAGCCUUGCGUCUUUUGUUGACACAUGAGCACAACAUGCGAUUGUACCGCAGGACCCAGCUUCCGCCUGCGUUGACAGCACGAAAGCAAGAGCAGAAGUCACCGCCGCUUCUACGCACCUUGCUUGCCAUGUUAUACCAUCUACAGCAUGUGGACUCCUUGUUUGCUUACCUUAUCACUGUCUGCCGCACGCUGAAAAGUGCUGGUCUUGAAGCUCCGUUGGAAACAGACCGCGAGGAGUCAUGGAUCAAACUCCGCGACAGCCUCGCGAAGCCUACCAGGAGAGAUCUCUCAGCAACUGAUCAGCUCCUGGAAAUUUUCUCCAAGCCGUUCACAGGCAAAGCUACCUUGACUCUGCCGUCACACCCAGGCUCGCAAACCGAGCAGCUCACCAUCGCAAUACGCACCGUCAUCGGCGCACCUACUUUUGGCACCGAGUACAAACUUACGCUCCCGGCAGCUCUCGCAACAGAUCUCGGCCUCUCUACGGAGAACAGAUUCCAGUCUACCGUCGACGUCACGUCCUACCUCGACUGGAUUCUGUCGUUGCAUAUAGCGCACCGAGUGCUCAAGUACGAGUACGCGAACCGUGCAUCUGUCAAUGGAAACGAGGCUAGAGUGACAAUUGCAAGUAAGGGCGGCAAGAAGGGGACGUCUGCCAAGCAGGACAUCGCGCUCGAGUUGAAAGAAGGGUCGCUGUCAGUACACUUGACGAACAGCAGUUCGCAGGAGCCAUCACAAGAAUCGCACUCAUGGUCUGGCAAUGAGGGCGGUUUGUCGCUCAAGGAGCAGGUCAAGAGCUGGCUCGGGUGA
Molecule: messenger RNA, 1965 nt
Organism: Boeremia exigua
Lineage: Eukaryota; Fungi; Ascomycota; Dothideomycetes; Pleosporales; Didymellaceae
Product: subunit 17 of mediator complex-domain-containing protein
Exons: 3
Coding region: 1-1965 (654 amino acids)
Biological process (GO): regulation of transcription by RNA polymerase II
Cellular component (GO): core mediator complex; mediator complex
Molecular function (GO): transcription coregulator activity
Source: RefSeq, a predicted model, not a curated record